AUGAACUCCACUUUUCGGCGAACGCUUCGUUGUUUCCCAUCAUAUGCAUCAUGGCUUAGACGUCUUUCAAACGAAGUUUCAACCCCCAGUGUUGACAAGACGAAGAGUACUAGUGAUGCCCUGAAACGCUUUUUCAUCGACAAGAUCCGAGCUUCUGGUCCGAUUACAGUUGCUGAAUACAUGAAAACUGCUGUUAGUGCACCCACUGUGGGAUACUAUGGAGGCUUUUCGGACUCGCAGAAAGUUUUCGGUGGAGAAGGUGAUUUUAUUACUGCUCCUGAAUUAACACAGCUCUUUGGAGAACUUCUCGGCGUCUGGUGCUAUUAUGAACUGGCGAAUACAGGGCAUACAGGUGAGAGUUAUCAACCAAUAUUAGGACCUUGGCAGCUUGUUGAAUGUGGGCCAGGUACAGGACAACUCAUGCACGAUAUCCUGGUGGCAAUGGAUAAGUUCCAGGAAGAGAAUGUGUCCGUACAUUUGGUGGAGACAUCUGAUGCCCUCAUUCGGCAGCAAGAAGAGCUGCUUUGUGGCUCGUGCUCGUCAGCAGUGAGCUCAUCCAGUAAGAACGCAGUGAAGGAGAAUAAAUCGAAAUCAGGAGUUCCAAUAGCAUGGUACAAAAAUUUAGAUGAUGUGCCUGAGGGGUUUUCCGUUUUUGUUGCUAACGAGUUCCUGGACGCACUACCUGUUCAUCAGUUCAGCCGUGACUCGAAUGGGGUGUGGAAUGAGAUUUACAUCAACAUUGAUGACUCAGGAGAACUGUGCUUCAUGAGAUCUAAAGGCGAAAACCUACACACACGAAUCGUUUAUAAUGGCGGGUUUGGACUUAUCAUUGAUUACGGUCAUAAUGGAUCUCGAAACGAUCUGUCUUUCAGAGGUUAUCAGAAGCAUCAGCAAGUGAACCCUCUAAGCCAACCUGGUGCUAUUGAUCUGACUGCCGAUGUUAAUUUUGGCUACCUCAAGUCACUUAUCGUCGAUCGCGCCAUCGUCUACGGUCCGAAUACACAACGCGAAUUUCUUGCACAGCUUGGUGCUGAACUGCGACUGCGAAAGUUAUUGAAGUCGUGCAAUGACCGAGAAAAACAGGAAUUGCUCAUAAAAUCGUAUAACUUCCUUAUGGGUGAUAUGGGUGAACGAUUCUUGGCAAUGUCCAUAUUUCCAAAGACGCUUGGCAGAAUUCUUGAAAACAGGGGAGGACCUGCAGGAUUUGUGCAAAAUCGUCCAAGAGCAGCAGAAAAGCCAAGAAAAGCUGAUUAA
Cooperia oncophora is the source of this 1254-nucleotide messenger RNA. Lineage: Eukaryota; Metazoa; Nematoda; Chromadorea; Rhabditida; Trichostrongylidae. The record is from the annotation of a GenBank genome assembly.